Messenger RNA from Rhineura floridana, 4184 nucleotides. It is a transcript of the gene NLN, whose product is annotated as neurolysin. Gene Ontology annotation, cellular component: mitochondrial intermembrane space. Gene Ontology annotation, biological process: peptide metabolic process; proteolysis. Bases 831 to 2939 code for a protein of 702 amino acids. The transcript has 13 exons. Lineage: Eukaryota; Metazoa; Chordata; Lepidosauria; Squamata; Rhineuridae. The record is from RefSeq and is a predicted model, not a curated record. Gene Ontology annotation, molecular function: metalloendopeptidase activity.
AGAAGCUGAGAGCGAUCAUGUAAUUCAUACACACACACGAGAUACCCUGCUAGCACCUGCCUAAGAAACCAGGUUCACACACCUCAGCUCACCCGUUUUCUCCCUUCUCCCACCCCUCAUAAGCCAGGAUAAGCCCAGCCUAGGCUCCCAAGCCUUGAGCCGGAUAAAAUGGGAAGGCGGGAGAUCACGGCCCACGAUUGUGGGAAGGCGACUCAGAAGAGCCCUGCGAGAGGGGAGAAGAUCCGCUGACUUAACCAGCACCAGGAUCAGGGAAAGCCACCGGGAUGCUCUACACGCCCUUCAGUGCCAGAACGCACAAACAUCGGGGAGAACCAGGUGUUUGGUCCAUUCCGUUGCCUAGGCAAAGGCGGCAGCGGUAGCGGCAGCCUCUCUGCGGUGGAGCAGCGAAAGCUCUUGCGCUGCCGCACCAGCCACGGAAAAAGGCCGGGCAGGGCAGUGGCAACACCUUACCGUGCGAGGAGAAGAAGGCGCGAGCGGGGCAAUGGCUGGCGGCUGCGAAGCUGCUUUCCUUCCUUUGCUGGCCCGCGCGGUGCGUCGAAGCGCCGUUCCUGCUGUGAGAGGCACAAACUUCUCCCCGGCUCCGGCUCGCUCCCGCGGACUUGUUGUCGUCCGUGUGGGAAAGGCGGGCGAGCGGGCGCGAGCCUGAAGGGGACGCGCAGCGACUCCGAGACCUGCCCGGCGGAAGUGAAUGCGCAGCUCGUUCAACUCGGCGGCGGCUGCAAGCGGCGCGUGGGGAGCCGUGCGUGCGUCCUGGCAGGCGGCCGGCGGUCCUCGGGGGCUGAGGCGGAUCUCUGCAUUUGCUUCCCUUCAUGCUGUCCUCGGGCCUCUCUGCGGGCCGAAGCUUGAGCAGAGCUGGUUGCCCAAGAAUUUUACUCAGAAUGACAUUGGGAACAGAGAUUACUUCACUUGUCAAGGCCUCUACCUAUAGUGCAGCAGACCAAAACUUCUUGAAAUGGGAUUUGCCGCCGGAGCAGAUUAGAGCAAGGACAGAAGAGCUUAUCAAGAAAACAAAGCAUGUCUAUGACAGCGUUGGGAUGCUUGAUAUGGAAAAGCUCACUUAUAAGAACACUGUGCAGGCUUUAGCAGAUAUAGAAGUGGAGUAUUCAGUGGAAAGAAGCAUGUUGGAUUUCCCACAGCAUGUCUCACCUGAUAAAGAUGUACGUGCAGCAAGCACAGAAGCUGAUAAAACGCUUUCUCAUUUUGAUGUUGAGAUGAGCAUGAGAAAGGAUGUAUUCCAAAGAGUUGUCCAUUUCCAGCAAACAUGCAAUACUGAGACUUUAAGGCCUGAAGCCAAAAGAUACUUGGAGAAAUCAAUAAAAAUGGGGGAAAGGAAUGGGCUUCAUCUUCCUCCUGAAGUACAAAAUGAAAUCAAGAUAAUAAAGCAGAAACUGAGUGAGUUAUGCAUAGACUUUAGCAAAAAUCUCAAUGAAGAAAACACAUUCCUGAUAUUUUCUCAAGAUGAACUUCGUGCCCUUCCUGAUGAUUUUAUCAGUAGUUUAGAGAAGAUUGAAACAAACAGAUAUAAAGUCACCUUAAAAUACCCCCACUAUUUUCCUGUUAUGAAGAAGUGCAGUGUUCCAGACACCAGAAGAAAAAUGGAAGCUUCUUUUAACACCAGGUGCAAAGAGGAAAAUGCUAACAUUCUCCAGCAGUUGCUUCCUUUGAGGGCAAAACUAGCAGAACUUCUGGGAUACAGCACGCAUGCAGAUUUUGUACUUGAGCUGAACACUGCAAAGAUCACAGACAACGUCACAGCAUUCUUAGAUGAUCUAAGUAAUAAGCUGAAGCUUUUGGGCGAGACUGAGAGAGCAUUUAUUCUAAACCUGAAGAAAAAGGAGUGUGAAGAAAUAGGGUUUGAAUAUGAUGGAAGGAUUAAUGCAUGGGAUCUGCAUUAUUACAUGAAUCUGACAGAGGAGCUUAAAUACUCUGUGGAUCAAGAAAGGCUGAAGGAGUAUUUUCCCAUUGAAGCCGUCACAGAAGGGUUACUGAAUAUUUACCAGCAGCUGCUUGGACUGGUAUUUGAACAAGUGGACAAUGCUCACGUCUGGCAUGAGAGUGUCACUCUUUACACUGUAAAGGACAGCUCAACAGGAGAAGUUUUAGGGCAGUUCUACUUGGACUUGUACCCAAGAGAAGGGAAGUAUGGGCACGCCGCAUGCUUUGGACUCCAGCCUGGCUGCCUUCUCUCUGAUGACAACAGAAUGAUGUCAGUAGCAGCCCUGAUAACCAACUUCACAAAGCCAACACUGGAUCGCCCAUCACUGCUGCGACAUGGUGAGGUGAAAACUUACUUCCAUGAGUUUGGACAUGUAAUGCACCAGAUAUGUGCACAGACUGAUUUUGCCAGGUUUAGUGGAACUAAUGUGGAAACGGACUUUGUAGAGGUACCUUCACAAAUGUUUGAGAAUUGGGUUUGGGAAAAAGAACCUCUACAACAAAUGUCAAAACAUUAUAAAGAUGGCAGCCAGGUCCCAGAUGAUCUUCUUGAAAAACUUGUCGCUUCUAGACUAGCCAACACAGGUCUUCUGACUCUUCGUCAGAUUGUGUUGAGCAAGGUUGAUCAGUCUGUUCAUACUAAAUCUUUUACUGAUCCUGCUGAGGAAUAUGUCAAGUACUGUGAUGAAAUUUUGGGGAUACCUGCAACUCCAGGUACAAAUAUGCCAGCCACCUUUGGACAUUUGGCAGGUGGAUAUGAUGCCCAGUACUAUGGGUACCUAUGGAGUGAAGUUUUCUCUAUGGAUAUUUUUUACAAUUGCUUUAAACGAGAAGGGAUAAUGAAUCCAAAGGCUGGAAUGAAAUACAGAAAUCUUAUCCUGAAGCCUGGAGGCUCAUUAGAUGGGAUGGAUAUGCUCCAAAACUUUUUAGGUCGUAAGCCAAACCAAAAAGCUUUUUUACUGAGUAAAGGAUUAUAUACUUAAUAAAACUAUGGUCUCAUUGUAAUCAGAUGUCAUCUGGGGAAUCAGUCUUGAAAUACCUCUUGAUUUUCAUGGCCUGAAAGGUGAAACACAAGAGUUUCUCACCAGGAAAGAUCCAAUUGUUUUUCUGAUGUUUUUAUUACUACUUUUCAAAAUUCAUAAUUCUCACUGUCACCUCAAAAUUCUUACUGAUUUUUGUACUGUACUGUACUUAAAGUUUUGCUUUUUGUGGAUUGUGAUGAAGUCAGAAAAUAAAAACGUAAUUUUUUUAAAAAGCAGAUACAAGUGUUGAAUAAAUAUAACAUAAAUAAUGUUGUGGAAUUUUAGUUUUGAACAGCAAAGCGAUCACUAGUUUUUCGGUCUACCAAGGAAUUUGUACUUGAUUAACCUAAAUCCUCAUUUUCAGCUGGGUCUAAUGUGCAGAUGCUAUUUUGAGGCACAUCAGAUCCUAAAUACUUAGCUUGAAAAUGCAAAACAAUAAACACUGAGGUCAAAAUUCUGUAGAAGGCUCCCAAAAAUGUUCUCUCUUGAGCAGUGGUCGCUGGUGGUUCCAUGUCAGUGGGGCAGUGGAAUCCAGGUUUUAGUCCAAACGUUCAAGUUGAGCUCCUUGAAAGUUUGUACUAAAACCAAGAGUGGAUUCCACUGCCCCAUUGACUCUUGGGUCUCUAGAGAGUAUAGAACCUGUAGGUGUAAAAUAAGAAAAAAUGGGGGGGGGAGAGUCCAUAAGCUAUAGUUUCAUCACCGAAGCCUCAGAUUUGUCACAUGUACUUCCUCUCCCACUGCUGUUGCAAUUUUAGGAAAUCCCCUGCCUCUUGAAUGUGUGUUUUCAGUGGUACUUUCCGUUUAGCUUCAACAGCCCUGGUGCAUUUUCCUCAUGACAAGGGAAGCCAGCCUGCCCACUGUUGUUUUGCCACUUUGGCCAGACUUACUAAAGCUAACUUCAGCCAGACACCUUCUGUUUCUCCAAUCUUUUGUUCAGGGGGAGAAAAAGAAAAACCUCUCCAUUUAAAAACAAAGACCUUAUGAUCACAGCCUUCUAGAUCUGUACCUGUUCAGAAUGUAAGUGGGGAGGUUCUUGUAUAUAAAAAAAGUGUUUGUUUGUAUUAGUGUGCUGCAAAAGCUGUCCAUUGCUGUAUGGGGGGUUGUUUUAUUAUUUUGUUUUCAUGGUAUAGUAUAUUUACUUUUGUUUUUAACAAUGUUGUAAGUUGCUUGGAGACCUUCAUGUAACAAUCAGCUAAUAAAUUGAUG